Messenger RNA from Sphaeramia orbicularis (orbiculate cardinalfish), 3116 nucleotides. RefSeq names its product protein O-linked mannose N-acetylglucosaminyltransferase 2 (beta 1,4-) (gene pomgnt2). Gene Ontology annotation, cellular component: endoplasmic reticulum. The transcript has 2 exons. NCBI's taxonomy places the organism in Eukaryota, Metazoa, Chordata, Actinopteri, Kurtiformes, Apogonidae. The record is from RefSeq and is a predicted model, not a curated record. Bases 382 to 2190 code for a protein of 602 amino acids. Gene Ontology annotation, molecular function: protein O-acetylglucosaminyltransferase activity; protein binding. Gene Ontology annotation, biological process: protein O-linked glycosylation via mannose.
CACAGCGGAGUGGAGUCGGUUUCCAGGCAGCUGCUCUCUAUCUGCCUUUCUGACAGCUAUGCUAGCAUGUAAACAACACCAAAAAGCCCCGGCUGUGUGGGGGAAAAUCUAAUGAGUGAACCCGCUGUUGUUUUUACCACUAUUGCCCAUGUCCGUGGCUGUUUUGGCGUUUAUUUCCACUCCAUGUCUCCUGCUUCUUCUGUUCACCAUCGCCUCUGCAACAUACUGAGCUCCACUGAUGACAGGAGCUAACCCAAGUGUCUGCACAAAAGACAGUUUCCCUCCGACUAAAGUCCUCGCCGGGCAGCGGAUGUCUCGUUGCCUCCCCCUGAGGUCGGAGGUCAGUCGGAGUCAGGAGGCGGGUCCUCGCCAGCAGCAGUGAUGCGGGCUUCAGUGGCAGGCUGCAGGAUGAGCGUGGGCGCGCUCCUUAACGGGCUACUGGUCUCCGUGGUGGCGGCCCUGCUUUGGAAGUACUCCAAGCUGAGCGAGCACGCCGCCCUGCUGGAGGAAGAGCUGCACAUGACACGGCAGUCCCAGGAGCUCUCGCAGGCCCGCAUCGACUACCACGUGGCCCUGCAGGCUCUCCAGGAACACGGCACCCGCAUGGUCUGCACUGGGAAGAUGCACACGGACCGCAUCUGCCGCUUCGACUACCUCUGCUACUGCUCCGAGGCAGAGGAGUUCGUCUUCUUCCACUCCAAUUCUUCUGUCAUGCUGCCGAAUUUGGGGUCGAGGCGUUUUCAACCUGCUCUCCUGGAUCUGUCCUCGGUAGAAGAUCACAACACGCAGUACUUCAACUUCUUAGAGCUCCCAGCUGCUGCACUGAAGUUCAUGCCCAAGCCUGUAUUUGUACCAGAUGUGACACUGAUCCUAAACCGGUUUAACCCAGACAACCUAAUGCAUGUAUUCCACGAUGACCUCCUCCCAGCUUUCUAUACCAUGAGACAGUAUUCGGACUUAGACGACGAGGCCCGUCUCGUGUUCAUGGAGGGAUGGGGUGAAGGGCCGCACUUCGAACUCUACCGACUCCUCAGCAGCAAGCAGCCUUUACUCAAAGAACAGCUUAGGAACUUUGGGAAGCUGAUGUGUUUCACUAAAUCUUACGUUGGGUUGUCCAAGAUGACCACCUGGUACCAGUACGGUUUCGUCCAGCCACAGGGACCAAAAGCGAACAUCCUGGUCUCGGGGAACGAGAUCCGUCAGUUCGCUAGGGCUCUGAUGGAGAAAAUGAACAUCACGGGGGUGGAAGAGGCCGAGAAGGACGGAGGCAGUGCCGAGGACGAGAAGGACAAAGACAAAAAGGACGAAUACAUUGUCGUUUUUAGUCGAUCGACGACAAGACUCAUCCUCAACGAAGCAGAGCUGAUUAUGGCGCUGGCUCAGGAGUUCCAGAAGAGGGUGGUCACAGUGUCCCUGGAGGAGCAGUCGUUCCCCAGUAUCGUCCAGGUCAUCAGUGGGUGUUCCAUGUUGGUCAGUAUGCACGGAGCCCAGCUCAUCACCUCACUCUUCCUUCCCAGGGGGGCUGUUGUGGUUGAGCUUUUCCCAUUUGCUGUGAACCCUGAACAGUACACACCUUAUAAAACCCUAGCGUCCCUUCCUGGCAUUGACCUCCACUAUAUUUCGUGGAGAAACACUGAGGAGGAGAACACUGUUACCCACCCAGACCGACCCUGGGAACAAGGAGGCAUCAGCCACUUGGAAAAAGAUGAGCAGGAGCGAAUUCUGGCCAGCAAAGACGUCCCGAGGCACCUGUGCUGCCGCAACCCGGAGUGGCUUUUCCGGAUCUACCAGGACACUUUAGUAGAUAUACCUUCGUUCUUGGACGCGCUCAAAGAGGGCAUGAAGACCAAGCCCGUCUCGAAGAAGUCCAAGCCGGCCAGCACGGUCCAUCCAGGCCGGGUCAGAGAGCCUCAGUGUCAGACGUCGGUACAAACGACCAGCGAGGCUAAGCUCACGGUGUCCUGGCAGAUCCCGUGGAAUCUGAAAUACCUGAAGGUACGAGAGGUCAAGUACGAGGUGUGGAUUCAGGAGCAGGGAGAGAACACCUACAUGCCUUAUAUCCUCCCCCAACAGAACUACACCUUUUCAGAGAACAUCAAACCCUUCACCACCUACCUGGUGUGGGUCAGGUGUAUAUUCAACAAGAACCUUCUGGGACCCUUCGCAGAUGUUCUCAUGUGUCGGACCUAACCAGAACAGCGGACCUUUUGGUUGCAGUUGGAUCAUUAGCGGUCAGUUCAUGUGAUUUGACCCGUUUCUGCAGUUUGAGAACAGGGUAUCGCACAGUUUUCCUGCCCAACGCACGGAUCUUUGUGGCUUCAGGAUACACAGUUUGAUCUACAGGGUCCGGACUUAACGGCAACAGCCACAAAUGAACAAAUAAAUGGAAAAUAUAUCUUCUGAAGAAAGAACUUACUAAAUAACACAGCUCUACUGAUAAAACCAGAUUUAUUUAUGUGCAGAAUAAUAUUUAACAUGUUUUUUAGUGAUAGUCAAGACACUGAUUCUUAACCUUUUACAGUAUGCAAUGUAGCUUUUCCGUGGAGCACAAGAAAGAUUUUAGGAUAGCAAGAUUUUUUAUGUUUCCUGUCGACUGUACGAGUGAUACCUGUGGAUUACGAGUUGUUUAAUUUCAACACUACUUUUCAGAAUCUAUAGCCAAAACCAAAGUACCUUUUUUAUCAUGACCUCAGCCACUUUUCAUUCAUGCCAUAUUUCUUUUUUUAACGUGAUUUAACAGAUUUCCCAGCAUCCACGCGGUGUCUCUGAAAAUGUGUCAGAAAUUUGCGAAUGAACUUUGAGCGUUUGAUGUUGAUUACUGUGCGUUUUAUGCUGAAACAUUGUAAACAGCUCAGCAUCUUUAAAUCCUGUAGUUAUUAUCAGUGUAACGCAACCUCAGCACUGGUGUUUCCUACUUGUCCAGUCAAAACAAAUCUGCUUUACUACAUAAAUAAUUUAUUUUAUUCUAAUUGGCACUAAUUAAUACUGUAAUAAUUCUAAUUUCCUCUCGACACUAAAUUUGUUAUGCCAGGCUAUAAUUAGUGUAAAGCAGUUUUUCGUCUGUGCUGCCGGACAGUUGGAUUUUACUGCCACGAGGAAAAAGAAAAAAAUCAUUA